GUCUUUUUGACUGUUUUGGUUCUUUCACCGCCCAAAAAGUUAUAAGCGAGAAGCGAGAGAGGAAUCCCAUACCCAAAACAUCCCAGCCGAGACGUCGACCUCACUCUGCAGAGAGCAUUGCAUCCUGCGAUCACAAUACAGCAACCAUGUCGGGCCGCACUCUUCCCACCCUCACCAUCGACGAGGUCGAAUCGCACAACUCGGCAAAGUCUUGCUAUGUCACCAUUGGCAGGAAUGUCUACGACGUGACCGACUUCCUCGACUCCCACCCCGGCGGUGCUGAUCUCGUCCUCGACUGGGCCGGCAAGGACAUUGGCGCCAUCCUCAAGGAUGAAGCAUCGCAUACCCACUCCGAGGCCGCAUACGAAGUCCUCGACGAGUCGCUGGUGGGAUAUCUAGCAUCAGGAAACGGCGCUGCGGCGAACGGAGAGGCGAAGGACGGCGAGAACGGAACAGAACAGCAAUGGGUUCAUCCUCGGACGGGUAUGUCCUGCGAAGAGGACCUCAGCAAGGACACCGACUACAACGCCGAUUACAAGACACACAAGUUCCUCGACUUGAACAAGCCGCUGUUCAUGCAGAUCUGGAACGGUGGUUUCUCCAAAGAGUUCUAUCUCGACCAGGUUCACCGUCCGCGCCACUACAAGGGAGGAGAGUCGGCGCCUUUGUUUGGCAACUUCCUUGAGCCUCUGUCCAAAACACCUUGGUGGUUGAUCCCGCUAGUCUGGUGGCCACCCAUCUCGUACGGUGUCUCCGUUGCAUUCCAGGGCUUUGGCAGUGUCGCUCCCGUGGCCGGCUAUUUCGGAUUUGGCCUCGCUUUCUGGACUUUGAUCGAAUACAUUCUGCAUCGCUUUUUGUUCCACCUUGAUUACUACCUUCCCGACAACCGCGUCGGCAUCACCGCGCACUUCCUCCUUCACGGCAUCCACCACUACCUGCCCAUGGACAGGUACCGCCUCGUCAUGCCGCCCACUCUCUUUGUCGUCCUGGCUGCUCCCUUCUGGAAGUUUGCCCACGCCAUCCUGUUCUACAACUGGUACGCCGCCACGGCCGCCUUCUGCGGUGGUGUCUUUGGCUACACCCUUUACGACAUGACGCACUACUUCCUCCACCACCAGAACUUGCCCGCCUACUACAAGGAGCUCAAGAAGUACCACCUUGCCCACCACUUCCUCGACUACGAGAACGGCUUUGGCGUCACCAGCGCCUUCUGGGACAAGAUCUUUGGCACCGAGCUUGUGUACAAUCCCAAGACGAACUAAGUGCCGCUCCUAGGUGAACCUAGUUCGGAUAUUGAACUCUCUUCUUCACACACACAGCCCGACUAGACCUUUGCAAGGCGUCGUUGGAGUACAUACUUAUUUGAAACAACCAUUUUGUAAUGAAAGAAAGAAGGAAAAACAGAGUAUGUACAUGGGAUAGGAUUCAUGGAGUAUUGACGCCGUACGUAGGCACGGGUGGGCAGGAUAUCUCAUAUCACGGGUUGGGCAGCUGGGGAAUCA
Messenger RNA from Neurospora hispaniola, 1502 nucleotides. Its product is annotated as inositolphosphorylceramide-B C-26 hydroxylase. The coding region runs from base 147 to 1262 and encodes 371 amino acids. NCBI's taxonomy places the organism in Eukaryota, Fungi, Ascomycota, Sordariomycetes, Sordariales, Sordariaceae. Gene Ontology annotation, biological process: fatty acid metabolic process; lipid biosynthetic process. Gene Ontology annotation, molecular function: heme binding; fatty acid 2-hydroxylase activity; iron ion binding. The record is from RefSeq and is a predicted model, not a curated record. Gene Ontology annotation, cellular component: membrane; endoplasmic reticulum. The transcript is spliced from 2 exons.